Molecule: messenger RNA, 2342 nt
Organism: Gossypium arboreum
Lineage: Eukaryota; Viridiplantae; Streptophyta; Magnoliopsida; Malvales; Malvaceae
Product: pentatricopeptide repeat-containing protein At2g33680-like
Exons: 2
Coding region: 13-2280 (755 amino acids)
Biological process (GO): RNA modification
Molecular function (GO): protein binding; RNA binding
Source: RefSeq, a predicted model, not a curated record
AAUCAAAUAUCCAUGGAAGCUGCUUAUGGCGCCACCGUUCUUCUUCAUCCCUUUAAACCCCAAAAUCCAGUGUUUUUAACAAAAGCUAAGCUACCUGUUAAGGCCAAAUACCCAUCUUUAAAAAAAGUCAAUUGCUCCAUCUCCAGCAUUUCAACUAAUAAAGAGCUGAUUCUCGCUGAAGAUUGGCCUCAUCUUCUCAAGCUCUCCAUCGGGUCUGGAAAUUUCUUGUUGGGUCAAGCAAUUCACGCUUUUUUAAUAAAAUCCAACUCUUCAAAUGACGUUUUUCAAGGAAAUAAUCUUAUCAAUUUUUAUACUAAAUCCAACGAACUGGAUGAUGCCCGAAAGGUGUUUGAUGAAAUUCCUGUUAGAAACACAAUCACUUGGACUACUUUAAUUAAAGGGCAUUUAAACAAUGGAGACUCCGAAUCCGUGUUUAGAAUCGCUCAUGAUAUGUAUUUCUCUGGUGAGAAGUUCAACGAACAUACUUGUUCGGUGAUUUUACAAGCGUGUAGCGAGGAAGAAGACCUGAUUCGAGGUGAGCAAAUCCAUGGUUUUGUUAUAAAAAGUGGGAUUGAAGGGAAUGCUUUUGUGGGUACUUCUUUGAUUUCCUUGUAUUCAACGACUGGUUUCUUAAAUGAAGCGGAAAAUGUUUUUAACAACAUUAGCGUCAAGGAUGUUCAGUGUUUGAAUUACAUGAUUUUGGAGUAUGGAAAGGCUGGGUUUAUGGAGAAAGCUUUUCAGGCUUUUGUUGAUGUGUUAAGCUCAGAUUUGGAGCCAACCGAUUAUACGUUUACUAAUAUAAUAAGCACAUUUAAUGAAAAUGUAGGCAUUGAGGAAGGGAGACAGUUGCACGGGCUUGCUGUUAAGUAUGGAGUCGUCAAUGUGACCUCUUUAGGGAAUGCUCUGAUUACUAUGUAUGGGAAGCUUGGAAUGGUUGAAGACAGUGAGAGAAUGUUUCAUUCUUUGAGUGAGAGGAAUUUGAUUUCUUGGACUGCGCUUAUAUCAGGUUAUGUAAGAAAUGGUUGCAGUGAAAGUGCUGCUGAUAUAUUCUUGGAAUUAUUUUACCAUGGAAUUUACUGUGAUCCAAGUUGUUUAGUAACUGUGCUCGAUGGCUGCUCAGAGUGCAGAAACUUGGAUUUGGGAGUUCAGCUCCAUGGAUUUGUGAUUAAGAGUGGUUAUCUGUGUGAUGCCAAUAUUGUGACUGCACUAGUAGAUAUGUAUUCCAAAUCCGAUAACCUAAAGUCUGCAAAAGUAGUUUUCGAUGGUUUCUCUAGUAAAAGUAUUGCUUUGUUUAAUGCUAUUCUUGUUGGAUUCAUAAAAACAAAUAGAGAUGAUGAUGAUGAAGAUGCUAUGGUUUUGUUUCGUCAAUUGAGAUUUGCUGGUAUAAAGCCUGAUUUAGUCACUUUCUCAAGGCUUCUUAGUUUAUCUGCUAAUCAAGCUUGUUUAGUAAAAGGGGAAACUCUUCAUGCUUACACCAUCAAAACGGGGUUUGAAUCCAGUUUAAUGGUGAGUAAUGCUUUGAUCACCAUGUAUGCUAAAUGUGGCAGCAUCGAAGGGGCUUGUCAAAUAUUUGAUGGUAUGCAUUGUCGUGAUUCAGUUUCGUGGAAUGCCAUGGUUUCUGCGUAUUCUAUUCACGGUCAAGGUAAAGCAGCACUUCGGCUCUUCAAAGAGAUUAAAGGAGAAGGUUUUGCAGUUGAUGAGUUUACCAUUUUGGCUAUCCUUCAAGCUUGUUGUUACACGGGGUUAUGGCACAAUGGGAUACACAUAUUCAAUGAAAUGGAAUCAAGUUACAAGAUCAACCCGUUAAUCGAGCAUUAUGCUUGUAUGGUUGAUCUUCUAGGGAGGGCAGGGUGCUUGUCUGAAGCCAUGAAUCUUAUUAGCAACAGCCAUUUUCGGGAUUCGCGUUUGCUAUGGAGGACAUUGGUGAAUGUUUGUAAGUUGCAAGGGGAUAUAGAUUUUGCCAUGUUAGCUUCAAAAAACUUGCUAGACUUGUCGCCUGAAGAAGCUGGUUCCUACAUACUUGUUUCGAACACGUACGCCGGAUCUGGAAUGUUAGAUGAGGCACUGAAAGUCAGGACAGCCAUGAAUGACUUGAAGUUAAGUAAGCAAGCAGGUUGUAGUUGGAUUGAAAUUGAUAAUAAGGUCCAUUGUUUUGUGGCAAGUGACAAGGAUCAUCCAGAAAGUAGUGACAUUUAUGCAAAGUUGGAUCAGUUAAUGGAUGAAAUCAAGUGGAAGAAUUGUGAUAUCAAUGAUCCUCAUUCGAUUGGUGAAAUUGUAUAGGAAUAGGAAGCAAAAAGUCCAAUAACACGUUUGUGCAAUGGUUUCACUGUGUUGUUGGAAAG